Messenger RNA from Thecamonas trahens ATCC 50062, 899 nucleotides. RefSeq lists its product as uncharacterized. The record is from RefSeq and is a predicted model, not a curated record. The coding region runs from base 39 to 899 and encodes 286 amino acids. The transcript is spliced from 2 exons. Lineage: Eukaryota; Apusomonadida; Apusomonadidae.
CAACUCGACUGGCUCUCUCCACCUCGUACCUCGCCACCAUGCCGGGCUCAUCCGGCUACUCCACAAGCACAUACUUUGCCCCGCUUCAUGGUUACGACCCACUCAUUCACUCGCCCAUGCCGCUGUUCCGCUACCGCACGCCACCUUCCGCUCCACCCAUCCGCUCGCUCGCCCCGAACAUGCCGUCGCCGUCGCCGCAGCCGCCGAUGCAGCAGGCGGUGCCCAGCUACGUCGCACGCCCUCCCGCCGCCCACUCGACUACCCACAGCACGUCGUACUGUGGCGGUCGCCGCACCCUCCGCGCCUUGGUCAUGGACGAUCUCGAGUACCUCUCGUCAGACACGGUGCCCGAUGGUGACGCCCCGCCGCCGCCGGUCUUCGCCCCGCCGCGCAUCGACAUGCUUGCCUCGACUCACACGUCAGCGCAAGCUGUCCAGGCCGAUGCGCUUGUGUGGUCCGCUCGCGAGCGCCAAGGACGCUCUCGCUCUCGCUCCGCCUCGCGCUCCCGAGCGAGAUCGGCCUCGCGCUCGCGCGCAAGGUCGGCCUCGCGCUCGCGCGCACGAUCGCCCCCGCGCCAGCCGGACACUCAUCGCCUGCCUCCCCGCGACGCACACAUUCAGCAGCUUCUCCAGCACUCGCACACAUCGGCAUCGCUUCCUCUCCGGCUCCCGUGCGCGCUCGCGCUCGCGCUCGCGUCCGCGUUCUCGCUCUCGCUCUCGCUCUCGCUCUCGCGCUCGCCCGCGCUCGCGCUCACGCUCGCGUCCGCAACCCAGGGUCUCGCAACGGCACUGGACUUGGCGCGACUCGCAGCCGAGCCCACCGCGCAAUGCUGCUCUGACGCCGGCAUGCAGCACCGUAGCUACCUCGCCACCGUCUCCGGUGUAUGUGACUCGCCCUAG